Trichosurus vulpecula (common brushtail) is the source of this 5549-nucleotide messenger RNA. RefSeq names its product ELAV like RNA binding protein 1 (gene ELAVL1). The record is from RefSeq and is a predicted model, not a curated record. Gene Ontology annotation, cellular component: ribonucleoprotein complex. Gene Ontology annotation, molecular function: RNA binding. Bases 10 to 1197 code for a protein of 395 amino acids. The transcript has 6 exons. NCBI's taxonomy places the organism in Eukaryota, Metazoa, Chordata, Mammalia, Diprotodontia, Phalangeridae.
GAGGGGCCAAUGGGCGGUCGAAGCGGAGGGGGCGGUCCCGGGCUGCGCUGGGCCGGAGCGGGGUUGUGCGCGCUGAGGAGGAGCCGCCGCCGCUGCCGCCGUCGCUGCCGCCGCCGCUACCGAGGCCGAGCGGAGCCGUUACCGUCCCGCCCGCCCCCGCCCCCAACCUCCGGAGGAGUCCCGGGCCCGCCCGCCGGCACACAGAUAUUUUAUAAAAUGUCUAAUGGUUAUGAAGAUCACAUGGCUGAAGAUUGCAGGGAUGAUAUCGGUAGAACGAAUUUAAUUGUCAACUACCUCCCUCAGAACAUGACACAGGAUGAAUUACGAAGUUUGUUUAGCAGUAUUGGUGAAGUUGAAUCUGCAAAACUUAUUCGUGAUAAAGUAGCAGGACACAGCUUAGGCUAUGGCUUUGUGAAUUACGUGACUGCAAAAGAUGCCGAAAGAGCAAUAAAUACACUGAAUGGCCUGAGACUCCAGUCAAAAACCAUUAAGGUAUCCUAUGCUCGGCCAAGCUCAGAAGUUAUCAAAGAUGCCAAUUUGUAUAUUAGUGGACUCCCCAGGACAAUGACACAGAAAGAUGUGGAGGACAUGUUUUCACGAUUUGGACGUAUCAUCAACUCCCGUGUACUUGUGGAUCAGACAACAGGUUUGUCCAGAGGGGUUGCAUUUAUCCGGUUUGACAAAAGAUCAGAAGCAGAAGAGGCAAUUACGAGUUUCAAUGGCCAUAAACCCCCAGGUUCUUCCGAACCCAUAACAGUCAAGUUUGCAGCCAACCCUAACCAGAAUAAAAAUGUGGCGCUGCUCUCUCAGCUGUAUCACUCACCAGCUAGACGAUUUGGAGGGCCAGUUCAUCAUCAGGCACAAAGAUUCAGGUUCUCCCCUAUGGGUGUAGAUCACAUGACUGGGCUUUCUGGUGUAAAUGUCCCAGGAAACGCAUCUUCUGGCUGGUGCAUCUUCAUCUACAACCUUGGUCAAGAUGCUGAUGAGGGAAUCCUCUGGCAGAUGUUUGGCCCCUUUGGUGCGGUUACCAAUGUGAAAGUUAUUCGCGAUUUCAACACCAACAAGUGCAAAGGUUUUGGUUUUGUGACCAUGACAAACUAUGAAGAAGCCGCCAUGGCCAUAGCAAGUCUCAAUGGCUACCGCCUGGGGGACAAAAUCUUGCAGGUUUCCUUCAAAACCAACAAGGCCCACAAAUAACUCGCUCCCGCUGUUUGGUACGGAAUAGCUCACUCAGAGUGACACCAGUUGAAGCAUUUUUUUGUUAGUGUAAAACUCAUUUUGCGCCAAUUUUCACGUGUUUGUCUUAGUCUAAAUGAGAAAUGAAAAGGUUUUUUAUACUCUGGGAUGCAACUGACAUGUUCAAAUGUUUGAGAUCCCACAAUGUUAGACCAAUUUUAAGUUUCUUAAGUUAUUUCCUUUAAAAUAUAUAUGAAACAGAAAUCUUAGUAGACUGCAUUAACUAACCAGCCCCUCUGGAUGGUGGUAAAAUUGAAGCAUGCUUUAACUUAUAAGACUGUCUAACAUUUGUUUCAUUUAGUGUUUCCACAAACUGGAAAAACAAUUCUUUUUCUUCUUAGUUGUUAAACUAAAGAUGUUAGACUGACGCUGAGUGUGCUUUUUCUCAAUAGCUUAAGCAUUUAAAAUUAUUGACGCCUUAGUUGACAGUAAAUUGCUUUCUGAAGCAGUUUUCAUUGCCACUUUUCUGUUGACUUAAUCUUCAGUUGUUUUAUUUUGUUUUUUUUUUUCAAGUGGUCUUGUAAGUAGUAGCAUGCCUGCCUGACUUUUAACACCAUUGGGGAGGUAAGUUGCACGCUGAGCCGUGGCCAAGCUGUCAAAAUUAAAGUACAAAGAUUUUUCAGAAGCCCAAGUUUGAGUAGGAAUGGACCAAAGAGUUUCAAAGAAACUCCAAGAAGAUUCCAGAGUCAAAUUUAAUCUCCAAAACAGUGUGAACAUAUGUUGCUCCUUUGACAUCCUGAAUCUUUUGUCCAAAUAGCGUAUGCCUGGUGCACUACAUCCUGGUACAUUAUCUUUUGAGAGAACUUUGCAGUUUCAAAGAUCAUUCAACAUAGUUUAAAUUCACAAGGAUAGCUCUAUUUUGUAAUAACACAUAAACAUUUGAGCAUUGUAUUUCUCGCAUCCCUUCUUGUGAGCGCUAGAUUCUUUUUUUCUAUCUUAGUAGGGUUUUGUUUUGAAAAUUUGCUUUCAUAUGAACACUCAGCAGAAAAGUACUUAUUUCUUGCCAGUUAUCUAUUAACAAGAAGACUUUAAUUUGUAGUUUUAAAGAUUAACCCCCAAAGUUUUCUUCAUGCUGCCUUGACUAUUUUGGGUUGUUCUGUUUCUGUUAAAUUUUCUUUUGCUUUUUUGUGUUUUUUGUUUGUUUUUACUUUUGCAUUUAAGACCAUUAAAUUUGAUUUUGUUUUGCUCAAAUUUUGUUUUGUUUUUUAUUUUCAAUUUUCUUUUGUUUUGGAUAGGUAUUGUACAGAAGGUCCAACAUUCAGGGAGAAUUGUCAGGUCUUAAGGAGAAUUUACUGGCCUCAAGAAAAAAAGCUUUGACAUAUCUGUGGUGGCAAUAUAAACUGUAUCAUCCCAGAAUGGUUUCUUUUCUAAUGGUAGGCAGUUAGAAAGAGGCCACAGUAGGCAGGUAGGCUGGUAGCAUGCAGCAAGAGAGAACUCCGGGAAGCUGUUUCAAGAACCUGAUCUGAUUUUUAUGUAACUAAUGUACAGAGACAGACAAAAAAAAAAUGGGAUGACGUAGGACCAGCAAUUUAUAACUAUGACAUGAGAUGGAACUAUUUAAAGAUGUUUUUUAGUUAUUGGUAUAAUGGAAUUACUGAUUUAUUUUUUUAAAAGGACAAAUUAGGCAAUAGGUAUCACCCUCUCCCAAUGCAGUUAAUUAUUUUCGGAAGCAUCUGGAUGGUUGGUCUCAUAACUGCUUUCCAUUCACCUAGUGCUUCCAAAGUAUUGAGUCCCUACCACUUGUUCGUAUUUGCUUCACAACUUUUUAGAAGGUUUCUUUUUACACAUGAUGAAAAAUUGGUACGAGGCUUGGCCUUGAGAGCUAGCCGGACACUGCCCAGGAUCUACCUUGCCCUCAGAAGUAACAGACUCCAAAGGAUAAUAGCCUCUUUUUAUGACAAGGAUUUGUGGUCUCUGCUCCAUUCGCUUUGUUUUAAAUGGGGGGUGGGGGGGAGGGGGGGAAGUGUAGCUUCUGUUUUGGUCUAGAAACAGUGCCUAUUUGCUGGAGUAAAUGGAAAGGUAGUCACUGUGGUCUUGCUGUGGAGAAUUUUUAUAUUUUAAGUCAGUGUGUUCUAUGAGAAAAUAAUACUUUUUUGGUCAUGGCAGCAUUCAAAGCCUUUUUCUUAAGUCUUCUGGAUAGAGACAUGAUUUGUGGUUCUGAAUCUGGCUUUGAAGCUAUUGUAUUUAUGAUUUGCUGCCAGCUUUGGCUAGUGCUUGACUUUUAAGAGAAUUCUACCCUAAAUCAUAUACUUUGAAAGUGAUGAUGGCAUCUUUGCCACAUCUGUAUUCUCUUUUCCUUUGAUUCAGCUUGGUUCUUCAGACCCUGGGACUAAUGGAAAAUAUGGAGAUUUUUGGGUUUUAGAUGUAUCUGUCACCUUACAUUUUUCUGGUACUUGGGGCCCCCAUGGGUUUGAACACAGUUGUCACCACAGGUUCCAGGUGCUUCUUCAGGAACGUUUGCAGGAGUGUGCAAAGUUUUAGCCAUUGAUAUAUUACUUCUGGAAAGCAGUCCCCCAUCCUGAUAGUUGCUCUAACUACUCUGCUUUGCUAGGAGCAUUUAGUAGGUUAGCUCAGCCCAAACCAGACUGUCAGGUUUGUUCGUAAAUGGGAGAGCUCACUUUUAAAAAGUCAUAUUGCUAAUGGAAUCCUCCCAAACUUGGCUUAAAAAGUUUAAUCCCACUCUUUUUGAAAAAGAUGAAGACUCUAUUUAUUUUUGGAAGCCUGUUUUCCCAAAGCUUCCUUAUUUAAAAUAACUUGAUGAAAAGAAUUGAGUAGACAGUAUUAAUUUAGAAAGCGUAAUUUUGCAAAUAUUUGAGAUACUUUGAUUUCAUUCAGUUAUCUUUUAGCUUCUGAUUUCCCCAUUGCUUAUCAAUUAGACCUCCUGAUGAUUAUCUGCUAAAUAAUACUUAGGUUGUGGUAAUCUUUUUUUAAAAGAUUAAGUUAACAUUGUUGAUUCUACCCCUGCAGCUUUGCCUUAAAUUGAUUCCUCAUUGUAAAAUACCAUGUCCCCUCCAGAGAGGGUUUUCUGUGUGCUAAUUCUACCUCUAAUAGGAAGUUCUUUCAUUUUGAUUUCUCACCCAAGGGCAUCUGUCCUUUCUUUCCAUCAUCUAACAAGUACACUAUUAAAGCAGAUCUAGAUUGUUUUUAUGAAGUUGGUACUGGGUCUGGUUGAGCCUUCUCUGCUUCCAGAAAAUGAGAUUUUUCCUAUUCUGAAGGCAGGUGCCUUACUUAAUGUUUGUAGAUCUGCACUUGCUCUCAAUGCUGGGAAAGUCUAGGACCCAAAGACCAGUACAGUUGGUUGAUAGCUAAGCAGCUAUGGUUAUGUGCAUAUUUUGUGUUGAAACUGCUUGGUUUAGACUCAGCAUGGUUAUCAGAUUUGGACAUUGAAAUGAGCAUUUACUCAAGUUGUUUGGUUUCAUAUCAGAUGCAGCAUCAUUUUGUUUCUGUAUGCUUUUGUAGCAUUCAUGUGAGAGUAAGAUGGUAAGGACAUCUUCCCUUUCUCCUCCAGCCCCCUUUCCAUAAACCAAAUGCCAAUGUACUGGAUAAAACUCUUCUGAUCUUUGAAAUACACAGCCCCAUCCCCCCCCCCCCCCCAUCCACUGUGGUUUGUAGGAUAUGGCGUCCAUGUUCCCUGUGACCCUGCUGCUGGCACCUCCAGGCUACAGGCCACCAUACUUCCUAAAGAUUGACAGGCAGCACAGAAGGAAACUUUUUGGUUUGUUUUUUUGUUUUUUUGUUUUUUGUUUUUUGUUUUUCUGUUGAGUGGAGUUUGUAAUUCAUGAGCCAUUUUAAUAAUGAUAGAGUAGAUGAGCUACCACCAGAAUCUUUGAAAUCCUGUGGGGUUUCCAUUUCAAAACUUUAAUUUUCUUUUGACUUGUAAUGAUUGUUUCUUAUUUCCAAGCCACCCUUCAGUGACAUAGUUAAAUAUUUUGCUUGGUCAUUGAAAAGCAAAUGACUUGACAUUUUGAGCACAUAAGUUGGGAUAAUUCGUGAUUUGACCAGUAACUUUGAAUAGUACUGUACUUUAAAUCUUGACCUGAAGUCUUUUUUAAAAAUUGGUUCCAUCUCUUUUAACAUGUAACAUUUCGCUUACAAAGUAAUCUGUUGUGGGACAGGAGGCUUUAUCAAUUGUUUCCCAUAUUGUACAGUAGAUGGUUAAACAUUUUGUAUAUUUAGUGUGUUUUAAGUUAUUGAUUUGUUUUAUAUAAAAUAAUUUAUUUUUCAGGUACCAUUUUUUUUCAUUUUAACUUUGUUUUUACAUGGGUUUGUUUUCAAUAAAGUAUGACAUUGCUGUCCAAAAGUCUAAAAGAAAA